This is a messenger RNA of Mycotypha africana, 1743 nucleotides long. RefSeq lists its product as uncharacterized. The record is from RefSeq and is a predicted model, not a curated record. Gene Ontology annotation, cellular component: mitochondrion. Gene Ontology annotation, molecular function: malate dehydrogenase (decarboxylating) (NAD+) activity; NAD binding. Bases 1 to 1743 code for a protein of 580 amino acids. The transcript is spliced from 4 exons. Gene Ontology annotation, biological process: pyruvate metabolic process; malate metabolic process. NCBI's taxonomy places the organism in Eukaryota, Fungi, Mucoromycota, Mucoromycetes, Mucorales, Mycotyphaceae.
AUGUUCAAAAUCGAGAAAAAGCUUCCUCAAACUGAAACUUCAAAACAUAUUCAACCUAGUGAAGCUCUACAUUGCGCAUAUCAAAAUAUAGGUACCGCAUUACCGACAAACUUACGACAAGAAUGGAGAUUAGUUGGCCAGAUACCAUCCCGCGUGGAAACCUUUGAGCAGCAAACCGAUAGAGCUUUAAAAUUGUUGAGGUCAAAGGAGACACAACUGGAGAAAUAUACACUCAUGGCUCAAUUGCGUAACAACAAUACCCGUCUCUUUUACAAGAUUGUCAAUGAGAAUAUAGAGGAAUUUGCACCUAUUAUUUACACUCCAACUGUGGGUGAAGCUUGCCAAAAAUAUUCCGAGCUUUAUCCUUUCCUCGCUCCACCAGGCACACCUGAUGGAUUAUAUAUUCGACUUGCGGAUUUACCAAAUUUAGAUGAAAUAAUCGAAACAUAUAAGCAUAGAGUGGGUGAUCAUGCUGACAUUACUGUGAUCACAGACGGCUCACGUAUCCUAGGCCUUGGUGACCUCGGUCUCAAUGGUAUGCCUAUCAGUAUGGGCAAAUUACAGCUGUACGUAGCUGGUGCGGGAAUCAAGCCCCGUAAGACAUUACCGAUUGUAUUGGAUUUCGGUACAGACAAUGAGGACAAUUUAAAGAAUGAGUUCUACCUUGGUGUUAGAGAAAAAAGACCGGAUGAUAACACAUUUUACAAUGCCAUUGACCAAGUAUUAGCAGCUUUAAUUCGUCACUAUCCUGAUAUUGUCAUUCAAUUUGAAGACUUUUCAAGUGAUCACGCUUUUGGAAUUUUGGCCAAGUACAAGAAUAACAUCCGCUGUUUCAACGACGAUAUACAAGGCACAGGCGCUGUCAUUUUAUCGGGUAUGAUCAAUGCUUUUAGAAGAGUAGAAAAGGAAUCAAAGGUAUCUAUCCGUGACCACCGUAUCGUCUUCCAUGGUGCGGGUUCUGCUGCUGUAGGUGUUGCAAAGCAGAUUCAAGAUUAUAUGGAAAAGGAGCACGGAUUGUCUGAAGAAGAAGCAAAGAAGAUUUUCUAUUUAUGCGACUCUAAAGGUUUGGUGACUUCGGACCGUGGUGAUAAACUUCCUAAACAUAAAGUAUACUAUGCUCGUCAUGACAAUGAGGGUAAACAAUUCAAAUCUCUAGAGGAUGUUGUUGACUAUAUCAAACCCACUGCUUUGAUUGGCCUCUCGACAGUACAUAAUGCAUUUAAUGAAGGUGUCUUGAAACGUAUGAAGGAUAUCAACAAUCAACCAAUCAUCUUCCCUCUCUCUAACCCUGCUACAAAGUCGGAGUGUACUUAUGAAGACGCUUUGAAAUAUGCAGGCAACAAAGUUAUUUUUGCUUCUGGUACUGCUUUCCCCGCUAUUGAAGAUUCUGAAACCAAGGAACUUCACAAACCAGGUCAAGGCAAUAAUAUGUACAUUUUCCCUGGCCUUGGUAUGGGUGCUAUUCUUGCUCGUCCCAAGCAUAUCACAGAUGAUAUCGUUCUCCGUGCUUCCAAGGCUCUUGCUGAUUCUCUCACAUCCGAAGAGCAUGAGCAAGGUCUUUUGUAUCCUGAACUCUCCCGUAUUCGUGAAGUUUCCGCUUCCGUUGCUGCUGCUGUCGUGGAUCAGGCUGUCAAAGACAAACUUGCUACUGCCAAUGAGGUUUUGUCAGUCAAACCUAACGAAUACGUCGAUUACGUUCAAUCUCGCAUGUGGACUCCUACAUAUGAAGACUGUAAACUAUAA